CGACGAAGACGAAUUUGUUCCAAGUUGUCCGCUUUUAUAUUUUCGUGUAUUAUAAGACAUAAAUCCAUAGAAGGACUUUCCGAAGAAAAGAUAUGGUAGCAUUAUUCACUUGCUAUAGAUUUAACAAUCAGUACGAAAGCGAACAAAUUCGCAGUGCUUCAGAGGAAUAUGAUUUGAAACAAAAGAUCGAAUUAGAAGUGAAAAUGAAGGAAGGCUCGUCAAGGUUAUUAGCUGCUGCGCGGCAUCCUGCUCAAAGCUUGGAAGCGGCACGUGCUUUGCUCACUUCCAGCAAAAGAAUGACUGCUUACAUGGCUGAGCUACAAUAUCGUAGAAGAGACACACCCCUGAGACCGACGAGCGUUUCCGAAAGCAGGGGCAAAUUAUCCGUCUCGGAUCUUAGAUUUCCCUUGAUGUGGAGGGAUUCCGAUCAUUUUAAAAAUCGCGGUGACCACCGAAGGUUCGCCGUCUUCUGUCUAGCUUGUAUCGGCUCAGAAAUUCACGACACCAGCCUACUUUGUCCCGUCGAUAGAGAACAGACGGACAUUAGUUUUCCUGACGUUUUGUUAUUUAACAAUGUACCAACCGAAUUCGAAUUGACUCUGGAGAUCUAUAGUCACGUUCUGCAAGAAGAUCUCAGCAUCGCCAGUACUCCGAGGCGAAUCAGUAAGACUAUUCAUUCUUCGAUCUCGAAAACCGUGGGUAGAAAGUUCGCGGCAUCUUUACGAGACGAAUACGAUUCUACCAAGACUGGGCCUCAAUUCAAUUUAGUAGCUUAUGCAAAACUGACUCUGGACGACACCGACAGAAAUAUACGUACACACGACUUGGUGUUGAACAACUUUGAGAACAAAGUUCACGCUUUGCCGCUGUUUGGACACUUCUGUUGCCGUUUAGCUGUUCAACCAGAUUGUAUCGAUGAAGAGACUCGCAUAGGAUUCGUAACUAUAAACGAUCAACGUUGUUGGGCACGAUUACGAGGCUUCGAAAUCGAAACAUGGAAGUCGAAGAAGUUCGCAGAAGGAUUACACAAACCUACAUAUACAAUUGGCGUCAAUAAGGAGACACUUGUUCGACGAUCGAAAUCGACGAAUAAUCAAUUGCGAAUAUUCAAUUGCUUGGACGGUAUAAAAAAUCGCGACACCAUUGAAUUGAAUUCAAAAGAAGACUUUGAAAGAUUGUUCGAGCAAUUGGUAACGCGCAUCGAUGAACACUCCAAGUGGAAACACGCGGCAGAGAAUGUCCAGCGGAUUCCUUGUUCCGAGAUUUCGAGUGGAAACUCAAGCACGAGAAAUUCUUUUGUCGGUAACAGCCGACAAGGCUCUCUCUAUGACGAGACACCAUUAAUAGAAUCGGUUUUUCCAAAUUCUGUGUCGAGGAUAUCUAAGACGAAAGAAGCAUGCAAACUUAUCUCCGAGUAUCGUGAUUCUCCCGGUAAGGCUUCAACGACUGUACGAUCUCGACCUUCGAUUAUAGAGUUCAACUCUUACUGGCAGUUUCCUGAUACGAUUCAUCAUAGAUGAAUAUU
Messenger RNA from Colletes gigas, 1525 nucleotides. RefSeq names its product rhotekin-like. The transcript is spliced from 8 exons. Gene Ontology annotation, biological process: mitotic cytokinesis; actomyosin contractile ring assembly; septin ring organization. The record is from RefSeq and is a predicted model, not a curated record. Lineage: Eukaryota; Metazoa; Arthropoda; Insecta; Hymenoptera; Colletidae. Gene Ontology annotation, cellular component: actomyosin contractile ring. The coding region runs from base 93 to 1520 and encodes 475 amino acids.